Molecule: messenger RNA, 4095 nt
Organism: Linum tenue
Lineage: Eukaryota; Viridiplantae; Streptophyta; Magnoliopsida; Malpighiales; Linaceae
Source: the annotation of a GenBank genome assembly
AAAAAAAAAAACCCAUGUCCAAAUAUUUUUCAAGAGAUAAUAUUAAUAUAAUAAUAUUUUACAUAAUCCGUACAACCUGACAGCGACCACUGAGGCAUGGUGGCACAUGCCUGGUGUCAUAUCAUUCCUCCCAAAUCAACGGCUCGGCGCCUCCCAGUACGGAUCCCCUCAACGGUCCAGAUCUCCACUUUCCUCCCCUCCUAACUUUCUCUCUCUAGACCUCGGUCCAGCUCUGGUCGGCUCUCCUUAUUAUUAUAUCUGCUGGGCAAGGCAAAAAAAAAAAUUAUUAAUAAUAAAAAGGCUCCGUCUCUCUCUACUGCAACUGAGUCCACAGCUCCCUGAGCCACCGAGCUCGAUUCUCAAUCGAGAAAGUGAUAGCUCUGCUCUGCUCUGCUCUGCUCUCUCCUCGCGGACUCACUGAAACAGACAAGAGGGAGAAGUGAAGCAAGCGGGUGAAAAAGGGGGAAAUAGCUUUCCUUUUUUUCCCCCACUCCUUUCCUUUUUUUUUUUUCACUCUAGUUUUCACCGCUCCUUCUUCUUCUUCUUCCAUCUCGCUGCCUUUGGCUUGGCUACUUCUGCCUUCUCUCAUGGUGAUCUCGAACGGCGUGUAGCUUUUGUGGCUAGCUACUCUUUUUUGAUUGCUGCUCCCCGUGAAUUUGCUUCAGUGCGUUUCGCUGCAAUGGUCAAAGUUUGUUCCUGACUAGGUGGGAAGUGGAGUCGCGCCAUGGAUUUGGGCUUGGUUUGAUUCCCUAGCUUUCUCCAUUUCCUUUUUUUUUUCUCGGCAUUUUCCCCCCCUGGUUGCUGCAAGCGUAAGGGAGUUAGGGUUUUCGAAUUGGGAAUUUCUGCAGUACGGAACUGGAGGCGAUUUUGGGAAAGUGAGAAAGAGAAAUUUGAGUUGGUUGUUUGUGGUGGCGUGAGGGUUUGAGUGAGAAGACUAUGUGCUGCUUGCAUUGGAAGGUGAUUGAGGUAAUGCGGAUCCCAGCUCUUAGGGAGGAUGGUUUCAUUUAAUUGAUUAGCGAUUUUUUUUUUCCGAAUCUUUUCUUCUUUCUGGUCAAUUUUUAAGUGAAUAUCAAGGAAGCCCGGGCCAAAAAAGGGCAAGGAUAAAAAUAAAGAAAACAGAAAAAAAAAAACUAGGAGCCGGGAAAGUGGAAGAUGAAGCUUUCAACGUCAGGGUUGAGUCAGCAGGGUCAAGAAGCAGGAGAGAAGAAAUGUUUGAAUUCAGAGCUGUGGCAUGCCUGCGCUGGACCACUUGUGUCCCUACCCACAGUGGGAAGCCGUGUGGUCUACUUUCCUCAGGGACACAGUGAGCAGGUGGUUGCCACUACUAACAAGGAAGUUGAUGGGCACAUUCCAAAUUAUCCUAGCCUGCCUGCACAGUUGAUAUGCCAGCUGCACAAUGUUACCAUGCAUGCAGAUGUGGAAACAGAUGAAGUGUAUGCCCAGAUGACAUUGCAGCCUUUGACUCCGGAAGAACAGAAGGAUACUUUUCUUCCCAUGGAGUUGGGUAUGCCUAGUAAGCAGCCUACCAAUUAUUUCUGUAAGACAUUGACAGCUAGUGAUACUAGUACACAUGGUGGAUUCUCUGUCCCUCGACGUGCUGCCGAGAAAGUCUUCCCACCACUGGAUUUCUCACAACAGCCGCCAGCUCAAGAGCUCAUUGCAAGGGAUCUUCAUGAUGUAGAAUGGAAAUUCAGGCAUAUCUUUCGAGGACAGCCAAAACGUCAUCUACUUACAACAGGGUGGAGCGUGUUCGUCAGUGCAAAAAGACUUGUGGCAGGGGACUCGGUGCUCUUUAUCUGGAACGAGAAAAAUCAGCUUCUUCUUGGAAUUCGUCGGGCUACUCGGCCACAAACUGUGAUGCCUUCAUCAGUGCUUUCCAGUGAUAGCAUGCAUAUUGGACUUCUUGCUGCCGCAGCUCAUGCUGCAGCAACUAAUAGCUGUUUUACAGUUUUCUACAACCCAAGGGCUAGUCCAUGUGAGUUUGUAAUACCCCUUUCCAAAUAUGUGAAAGCUGUCUAUCACACACGUGUUUCUGUUGGGAUGCGGUUUCGGAUGCUUUUUGAGACUGAAGAAUCAAGUGUCCGUAGGUACAUGGGAACCAUAACAGGCAUAAGCGAUCUGGACCCUGUUCGUUGGCCUAACUCUCAUUGGCGAUCUGUGAAGGUUGGUUGGGAUGAGUCAACAGCAGGUGAAAGGCAGCCUAGGGUGUCAUUAUGGGAAAUAGAGCCUUUGACCACUUUCCCAAUGUAUCCAUCCCUAUUCCCCUUCAGAUUGAAACGACCUUGGCAUCCAGGAUCCUCAUCUUUUCCUGCAGACUCAAGAGAUGAAAAUGUUAACAGCCUAAUGUGGCUGAGAGGUGGUGCCGGGGAUGGUAUUCCUCCUAUGAAUUUUCAACCUGUCAACAUGUUGCCCUGGAUGCAGCAGAGGGUGGAUCCAUCAUUGCUUAGGAAUGAUCAGAAUCAGUGGUACCAGGCAAUGCUGGCAGCAAGUUUGAAUGGCACGGGAAAUGGAGAUCCCAUGAGGCAACAAUUCCUGCAGUUUCAGCAGCAGCCUCCUAUGCAGCAGUAUCAGCAGCAUUCAGGCAAUAACUACCACCCUAUGUUGCAGCUACAACAGCAACAAGCGAACCAACAGUCAGUCUCUCCUAAUAUUCUCGGUGCGCACAAUCCAGUCUCAAGUGAUGGCUUGCCCCAGCAUCUCCUACAGCAACAGCAGCUCGGCAAUCAACCAGACAAUCAGUCCCAGCAGCAAGAGCCUAGUUACCAAGAUCCGCUUCAAAUUCAAAAUGACCAGCUUCACAGAGGGCAGUCAAGUGUGCAUUCUCCGUCCUUCUCCAAGACAGACUUAAUUGACCCGAGCACCAAAUUCCUGGGAUCUACAAGUACUAUACAGAACAUGUUGGGUUCUCUGGGUCCUGAAGGUAGUGGCAACCUUUUGGACUUGACCAGAAUUGGUCAGUCGUCUAUGACUGAACAGCUUAACCAAGAACCCUGGGUUCCGAAAUACACACAGGCACAAGUGAAUGCCUUUACAGGUUCAAUGUCCCACCCAAACCUCUAUCCAGCUGACAAAGAUUCUGCACCGAAACUGGGAAAUGGUAGCAUCGAGGCCCAGAGUCCAAACAACUUUGGAAUGAACAUUGAAUCUUCUGGACUCCUCCUGCCCACCACUGUACCUAGAGUUGCAACGGCAUCUUUGAGCGAUCCUGAUGUGUCAUCAAUGCCUUUAAGCGAGGCUGGGUUUCAGAAUUCUCUUUAUUGUCAACAAGAUUCUUCCGACUUCUUACCUGGUACAGGGCCGGUUGAGUCACUAAAUGGAGGGCCAACAUUUGUCAAGGUUUAUAAGUCCGGGUCGGUUGGGCGGUCAUUGGACAUCUCCCGGUUCAGCAACUAUCAUGAGCUGCGGGAGGAACUGGCACAGAUGUUUGGAAUCGAGGGGAAAUUGGAAAACCCUCAUAGAUCAGGCUGGCAGCUUGUAUUCGUCGACAAGGAGAAUGAUGUUCUUCUCCUUGGAGACGGUCCGUGGGACGCAUUUGUAAACAACGUGUGGUAUAUCAAGAUACUGUCACCAGAGGAUGUAGUGAAGAUGGGGCAGCAAGGGGUAGAGUCGUUCAGCCCCAAUCCAAGCCAGAGAAGCAUCAGCGGUGGGCCUCCAGACCUGGCGUCGGGCUCGUUUGGAUACUGAUGAUGAUAGCAGACAAAUUCUCUUCACAAAGCCCCUAUGCGAGCAGAUAAAUAUAAUAUGUAAGCGUUUCUGUUCUAGUGAGUCGCUGUGUUUCCACUGUUCCACUGUUUGUCUCUGCUGUGAGGUGAUUACUUGGAAGUUGGAAGACUCCUUUUAACUAAGUUCACGCCUUGUGGAUGCUUUGACUUGUAUGGUGAGCAUCCGAAAAACUGGUACCUGUAUAGACUUGUAAGGCAGCUGCAAACAUAAAGUGCUUUCCUAGGCAGAACUCUUUCUCUUGGACGGUCAUGUGGUGGCAAGGGAGACUUAGAAAGUUCAGUAUGAUUCUGUGCUUUGCCCGUUUCUGACUUGCUGUAUGCCAUUGGCGACCAAAGUCCUUAAAAAUUUAUGCAGCAAGUUUUUUCGAGCGAG